Homalodisca vitripennis (glassy-winged sharpshooter) is the source of this 405-nucleotide messenger RNA. RefSeq names its product extensin-like. The transcript has a single exon. NCBI's taxonomy places the organism in Eukaryota, Metazoa, Arthropoda, Insecta, Hemiptera, Cicadellidae. The record is from RefSeq and is a predicted model, not a curated record. Bases 1 to 405 code for a protein of 134 amino acids.
AUGCACUAUACUCUUGGGAGACCAAUCUGUCAUGGAAUACCCACAAUAACACAACCCCACCAACCGCACACACCAACCUCCCCGCCCACCAACCCUCCUACCCCCCCCACCCCCACCGCCAAACACGAGGCGCACCAGCCGUCCCGACCCUCCCCCCCCCGCGACCGCACCGUGGAACCGCACCCACCCGUCGAACACCUACAAACCGCACCGCGCCCAACACCCCCACCAUACACACACCCACCCACCCCAACCAACCACCGACCAACCCCCACCGACCCGCCACCGGUAACACCGAUAACAACCGCCGCCACCGCCCCCCACACCACCGACCGACCCCCCACCAACCGCACCACCUCCGCCACCACCACACCUCCCCCGAACACCCACCGUAACACCCACUGA